Plutella xylostella (diamondback moth) is the source of this 5276-nucleotide messenger RNA. Its product is annotated as TAR DNA-binding protein 43. The record is from RefSeq and is a predicted model, not a curated record. Gene Ontology annotation, cellular component: chromatin; nucleoplasm. Gene Ontology annotation, molecular function: RNA binding. NCBI's taxonomy places the organism in Eukaryota, Metazoa, Arthropoda, Insecta, Lepidoptera, Plutellidae. Gene Ontology annotation, biological process: regulation of gene expression.
UAUGAACGAACUAUGUUUUCAACCUGCAAUGGGUUCGGAAUCCGUGUGGGUGACGUUUAAUUAUUAAAUGUGAUUAUUUAUAUAAAUGGAGUAAUAAUUUGUACAUUUGUAUAGUGUUAAGUGUAAUAAUUCAGUAUACAUAAUAUAGUAUAUCAGUUUUUAUCAAACAUAUUGUUCAUGAGUAAGAAAUAAUGUCUUUUGAGUACUUGCCCGUGGCUGAGGAUGAAAACGAAGAGCCCAUUGAGCUACCAAUCGAAGAAGAUGGGACUUUGAUGUUGACCACCGUGUCCGCGCAGUUCCCGGGCUGCUGCGGUCUAAAAUACCGACACCCGGAGACUAAAAAUAUCAGGGGCAUUCGGCUGAGAGACGGCCGACUGUACCCGCCGCCCGAGGGCUGGGGCAGCCUGCUGUACGUGUGCAGCUUCCCCAAGGAGAGCAAGCGCAAGGCGGGCGCGGCCGACGACGGCGCGGCCAAGAGCAAGCGCAGCGACACGCUGUGCUCCGACCUCAUCGUGCUGGGCCUGCCCUGGAAGGCCACGGAGCAGACCGUGCGGGAAUACUUCGAGAAAUUCGGUGAAGUGCUGAUGGCGCAGCUCAAGAGAGAUCCAAAAACCGGAAUGUCGAAAGGAUUCGCCUUCAUUCGCUUUGCCACAUAUGCAUCUCAGAUGAGAGUGUUGGCCCAGAGGCACAUGAUAGACGGCAGGUGGUGUGACGUGCGGAUACCCAACUCCAAGGAGGGCUCGGUGACGUCCAUGCCAUGCAAGGUGUUCGUCGGCCGCUGCACGGAGGAACUCUCUGCUAUCGACUUAAGAGAAUACUUUUCUCAGUUUGGGGAAGUAACUGAUGUUUUUAUUCCAAAACCAUUUAGAGCUUUUAGUUUCAUCACAUUUCUUGAUCCUGAAGUGGCCCAAAGUCUCUGUGGUCAGGAUCAUAUAAUCAAAGGAGUGUCUGUUAAUGUGUCCAAUGCUUCUCCUAAACAAAACAAGAGUGGAUCCAACCAACGGAACCUGCCCAGCAGAAACUAUGAUGAAGGCCAUCCUCAUAAUGCUUCCAACAAUAACUCAUGGAGCAGCCGCAACAUGGACAUGGUGAACAUGCAGGCGCUGGGCAUCUCCGGCCAGCACGGGCAGACGGGAGUUGCAGGCGGCGGCGGCCAGGCACAGGGUGGCAGCAUGCCCCUCGGCAUGGGAGGCCUGCCCGUGAACCAAGCAUUGGUAGCGGCUGCAUUGAACCAAGCAGGAUGGGGACUCAUCAACAACAUACCAUCAGGAGGAUCAGAGCAGGGAGCCUUUGCAGGCCCGGGCUCCUCGGCCCCACCAGCCCCGCCCAACUUCUUGUCCUGGAUGCAACAAGGUAACUCGGCGCAGGGACCGUCUAGUCAGUGGGGACAGCGCCACCAGUCCCAAGGUCACUCGGUCUGAUCCUACAUUUGAAUACCAAGCUCAGAAUAAUCUCUGUGAUUGUAGCAACAAUUAGAUAAAUUAUCACUGGUUUUUAUCUAGAAACGGGUUGUUUGGUUGGCAGAGUGAUAUACAUACAUGGUUUGCUACUAAUGUUAUUUAUUUAUUAUGAAAUUUGCUUGUGUUUUGUUGAUUUCUUGAAACCUUUAUGGAGUGGUGUAAUAGAAUGUAAAUGAUGGAUCAGACAUACAUAUUAAAAAUAGAUUAUGUAAUUGUUGUUAUAUUUCAAUGUAUGAUUGUCUUCUAAUCUUUUAUCUUGUAGGUAAUUAAUCUUUGAGUUCUUUUUGUGCUUUGCAUUGGAUAACAUUUUCUUGACUUAGGUAUUUCUUUUAAUGUGUUGUUAAUUUUUAAUACAGUUUGUUCAGGCUUUGGUGUUAUAGCUUAUAAAUAUAUUUGUUCCAUUUCCGAAAUUAUAUUACAGUGUGCUACUUUCUCGUCAAGCCUUUGACCAUUGUCUUGUCAGUACACAUACUAUCUUUUCAAACAAACUUUUUAAAACAUUGCAAUGAUUGUAAUUUAAUUUUAAUUAAGUAAUAGAUAGUAUCAUGGUGUCUACUUGUAUACCAAGAAAGCCAGAAGAUAAACUAGCAUGAAUAUUUUUUUAUUAUUACUAUUGUUUAUAAAUUAACCCAUCUACUUAGUUGAUAUUUAUAUGUAAUUAAUAAUUAUGUAGAACUAACUAUACAUAAUACAUGGUAUAUUGUAUAGGAAAUAGAUCUUUACGCAUCUUUAUUUUUUUAUGAAUUGAAUAGUAAGUACCCAACAUACCUAUAUGUAUGUUAAUUUACUUACAUAAUUACAGUUCUAAAUUAUGUUUGUAUGAAUAUCAACUAAGUAUUUAAAAGCUGGUCAGGAUUAAUUAGGUAACACUAUGUUGACAUUUAAGAAGUUUAACUAAAAGCGAUUUGGUGGAUUAAAUAUACAUAUUUUUAUAUUUUCAAACUUAUUUGACAUAAUUUAAACUAUGAUAGCAAUCAUUAUAAACUAUGUAAAGCAGUAAAAACACCAUAAGGAUGUCGGUGCCCAAAACAAAGAACUAUAUUAUGCCUAAAUUAAGUAAAACAUAUAUAUUUGUAUGAUCAAUAGUAUUUGCCCACAGUUGCCUCCACAGUAAACUAGAAAAGUAAUGUUGUGUCUAUACAUGAGCAAUUUCACUUGUUUAGUAUAAUGUAGCUAAUAUUCAAUUAAGUUUUUAACAUAAAAGAUUUCAUAGGUACUUAGAGAUACCCAGAAUAUAUUCAUUGUUAUCAAUUGUUUAUCAAUAAUGUUAAAGAUUGUAAAUUUAUGAUGCAAUGUGCAUACUUCCUCAAUAUCUAUAAUAUCUAAUAUAAACAUAGAUGAAGGGAGUUUAGAUACAAAAUCUAUUUUUGAAAGAUUUAAUUUCAACAUUUUUCUUAAAGGUAAUUAAUUUGAUUUGUGAUUUGUUUUUGAAUGGGUAGAUGUAGAGUAAAAAUUAAGCACCAACUUGGAAAUAUGUAAAUAGAAAUAGAACAAAAUGGUGAUGUUUGUACAAAAUUCAAGACUGUAUGUAUUAAUAUUCAAGUAUAUGUUAAUUCAUUAAUCUGAAAUAGAUUGAAGUAAACGAAUGGUGCAAGGUGCAACUCAUAGUUCUGUCGCUGUAGAUACCUUGUAUCGAGUGUAGAUAUGUGUCCACGACGCAUCUAUGUAAAAUAGUAGAAGAGUAAUACAUAAUUGAUUGAUGUACAUAGAGAGAGAUGUGUUUGAGCAGUAGUCAUCAAGAUUUUGGGAUAUAUUAUUGUGAAUUCAUGUAUGUAUUUGGUUUCGUCUUGGGCUCCGUUUUAUUGUGUUUUCCUUGUUAAAAAGUCACUUAUUUAUUAUAUGUAGGUAUUACCUCUACCUUUUGUUGAUCGUAAAAAAGACUUGGUCCAAAUGUAACGCACAACAUGGUUUUUCUGUGAGUAUCAGGCCGGUGUUACUAGGUGGCGUUACGUUUACCUUACUAACUGAAUGUAUGGCGUGGGAGAGUCGCCACCUAGCGGCACACACGCCGCAACCUCGGCGUCAUACAAAUUCACGUGUGUUAGGUUUCACUGCUCGACCGGUGAGAAAAACUGUUACCAGGCUUGCUGAGGGCCUCCUAUGAUUGCUAAAUUGCUAAACAGGAUUUAUAUAAUAUUACAAAACAUUUUUCAAGGGAUAAUACCUAUGUACGAGGGUAAAAGCUGGUAUAGGUAUAAAAAUUGCUUGAUUUUGUUUUAUUAACUUAUGGCUGUUUGUUGUUUUGGUUCUAAUUUAUGUUUGCCUUAGUAAUGUGUGUUAUUGUAUUGUAUAAUUAUAUUUAAUAAUAAAAGUGGAAAAAAAUAUAUAAAAUAUAAAACCUGUUACCUAAAGUCAAUUUAGUGAAGUUAUUGAAAUGGCAUACCUAGUUUUAAUUUUUUGCCAAUAAGUUAGAUAAAUUAAGAUAGGAGUGCACUCAACAGGUGCGCCUGGGGGUGUGGUGGCGCCACCGUCGCGCCCGCCCCCGCGCCCCGCCCGCCCCCGGGCACCCUGCUGUGUGUCCCAUUCUGCUGUACUUAUUGACAUAAUACCAUUACGAAAAUAUCUGCUAAUUGUUUUGAAUGUAUUUCUAUAUUUCAUGAAUGUGCAAUUGGAAAUAUGUACAGUCUAUCUAGGGUUAAUGGUUGGGUGUAUUUUAUUUAAUUACUUAGGUAAUAUUUCGCUGUCAUUAUUAUACUUAUUCAAAUUUUCAUAAUAUAAUACCUACUUAUUUAUUACAUGCCUACAAAUUGUUAUUCUGACUCGUUAACUUUAUGUCUGUUGUCAUCUUAGAGUAAUAUCUAAUGUUAAAAUUGUAUCGACGUUUAUAGGAUCCUAAAGGAAUGCCCACUCUAUUUUUAUCUGAGCACAGAUUGACUUUAUUAGAUAGGUAGAAACAGAUAGAGUUGCAUAUUUAUACUCAGCAUUCAUUUUGGAGCUAACUAAUACAACUGAUGCGAUUGUGUGUAAGUAAUAAAUUUGGUAAUUUCAAGUACUUCACUUACAGAAUACAUAUUUCUUGAUUUACCUCAUCCAUCGAAAUAUUCUACCUGCUAAUAUCGAAAUGGGCAUGAGACAAUAAAUGAAAAAUUGACGAUCAUGAAAAAUAUGUUAAAUAAAUCUAAAUAAUGUAAUAUUAUCUGCACCAAACUGAAUGCGAUAUGUUUCGGUACAUUCAAUCGUCCACGCACUCGCUCGAUGUAUCACGAGUAGUUAGUUUUAUUUUGUUGUGCCUUGCGUUUGUUUGGAGUCCCACAUCGUGGAUUCAAGUCACAUGUCCAUGUUAUGGGUCAACCUGAAAGAAUAGCAGCCCCUGUCUGCUAAUCCCAUGGUGUCGGUAUGAUCGUCGGUAGUUCACGCGUGAUAAAUAAAUGUGUUUUGUUGAGUAGCCCAUAGAUGUCGUUGUGGUGUGUUGCGCGAUCGUAGAUACUUUGAAGGCGUUGCUCAAAUGUAAGAGAGGUUGCUCCGACUGGUGGCUUCAGCCGGGCGGUAGGGUCAGCAGCUCGACGUGGAGCCCAAUGCUGACAGCAUCAGUACGGUCAGCUGCACAGCCCCGGCCGCAGCCCCCGGUCGGACCCACCCCGGGACCGCCGGCACUGCUGCACACACUGUGAUAAUAUCCGAUGUCCAUAUUUCCAAUGUUCACAAUAUAACUGCACCCCUCGUAGGUAAUGUACGCAUUCUGGUAAUUUUGCUGCUCCGUGAUAUUAAAAAUACUAAAUAUUUGCUAGACAGAUUCUAGAUAUUUAUACAUUUUACAUUGUAAUUGAGUGUGAAUAUUGACAUGAAUUCAUCAAAUAAAAGAUAUUUGGCGUUUAA